AUGGGUUCCAAUGACCGCAGAGCCUCAAACGUAAAGGAAGUCAGCGGGUUUGACUCCUCUAGCAUUGAUUCUUGUGGCCGUAACCCCAAUGCCGGUGGUGAAAAUCUUGAUUCUACCUCGAGUACCCUCAACCAAGGAUCGGGUGGCAUAGAUACGUCCAACAAAAUGGACUCGCGGAGAACCAGUGAUCUUGGCGCCUACUAUGGCACCAACACGGUUGGGACUCACGCCAUGCGGCAGCAGAGCGACAAGUCCGGCCCCAACUACGGCUCGAACGUUGACAGAAACUUCAGUUCUGGCAAACGAAAUUCAAAUGUGGCUAUGAUUCAAGAUCCGGUGGAAUCUGAAAUGAACAAUCCCAUCGGCAACCAGGGCUUCGGGGGCGGUGCUGCCGCGGAUGGUAGUAGUAACCAGGGCAAAUCUAGUUCUGGUAGGAGACGUUCAUCGGGGCCCCAUAACUCAAAUCUUUUGAACAAGCUGGAUCCGCGCGUGCGCAGCUCUGAUUACAAGGAGAAUACUGCCGUUGACCAGCGCAGGAAAUACUAA
This is a messenger RNA of Penicillium chermesinum, 546 nucleotides long. RefSeq lists its product as uncharacterized. The transcript has a single exon. NCBI's taxonomy places the organism in Eukaryota, Fungi, Ascomycota, Eurotiomycetes, Eurotiales, Aspergillaceae. The record is from RefSeq and is a predicted model, not a curated record. Bases 1 to 546 code for a protein of 181 amino acids.